Molecule: messenger RNA, 2323 nt
Organism: Musa acuminata subsp. malaccensis (wild Malaysian banana)
Lineage: Eukaryota; Viridiplantae; Streptophyta; Magnoliopsida; Zingiberales; Musaceae
Biological process (GO): CTP biosynthetic process; pyrimidine nucleobase biosynthetic process
Molecular function (GO): identical protein binding; CTP synthase activity
Source: RefSeq, a predicted model, not a curated record
ACGCCAUCUCCAGUGCCCUUCGAUCGUAACCCGUGUCGCCUCCGUUUCUUCACCCAAUUCGAACACGACCUUUUCGCACCUCCUCUUCCUCUCUCUCCUCUUCGUUCUACGGCCUACAUUAUCUUGCCUCUUGAUCUCGCUGCCCUUCUGUCCUAGUCCUUGCUUCGAAAGAGAGAAGAAAAGGCUCCCUUUGAAGUAUUUGUGGUUACCAGUGUGGCGGUGGAGCGGAGAAGGAGAUGAAGUACGUUUUGGUGACGGGAGGUGUUGUUAGUGGGCUAGGGAAGGGGGUGACGGCGAGCAGCAUUGGUGUCGUCCUCAAGGCGUGCGGUCUCAGGGUUACCUCUAUCAAGAUCGAUCCCUAUCUGAAUACUGAUGCAGGAACAAUGUCACCAUUUGAACAUGGUGAGGUGUUUGUUUUAGAUGAUGGUGGUGAGGCGGACUUGGAUCUUGGAAACUACGAGAGAUUCUUAGAUAUCAAGUUGACUCGGGACAACAACAUUACAACUGGGAAGAUAUACCAGUUUGUCAUCAAUAAAGAGAGAAAAGGUGACUACCUUGGAAAAACAGUUCAGGUUGUGCCACACGUAACAGAUGCAAUACAAGAGUGGAUUGAACGUGCAGCAAUGAUUCCUGUUGAUGGCGAAGAAGGACCAGCUGAUGUUUGUGUCAUUGAAUUAGGUGGAACUAUAGGGGAUAUUGAGUCAAUGCCUUUUAUUGAGGCCCUAUGUCAAUUUUCAUGCCGUGUAGGACCUGGCAACUUUUGUCUUGUUCAUGUCAGUUUGGUGCCCGUUCUAAAUGUGGUUGGUGAACAGAAAACUAAGCCCACCCAGCAUAGCGUUCGGGGAUUAAGGGCACUUGGAUUGGCACCAAAUGUUCUUGCUUGUCGCAGUGAAAAGCCACUUGAUGAGAAUGUGAAAGGGAAAUUGUCUCAGUUUUGCCAUGUUCCUGUGGAGAACAUCUUUACCCUUUAUGAUGUUUCAAACAUUUGGCAUGUUCCUUUGCUUUUAAGGGACCAGAAGGCACAUAAAGCUAUUCUAACAAAACUGGACCUAUUAAGUCUUGGAGAGCCAAACUUAAGAAAAUGGAAGGAUAGGGCUGAACUCUGUGAUACAUUACAUGAUCCCGUCAAAAUUGCAAUAGUUGGAAAGUAUACUGGUCUUUCCGAUUCCUAUUUGUCUGUAUUGAAGGCCCUUUUACAUGCCUCUGUUGCUUGUCAACGGAAGCUUGUAGUUGAGUGGGUUCCGGCUGCCGACCUUGAAGAAUUAAGAGCAAUAGAGGCACCUAAUCUUCAUGGAAAGGCCUGGAAUAUGUUAAAGGGUGCAGAUGGCAUACUAGUUCCUGGAGGUUUUGGUGACAGGGGAGUUCAAGGAAAAAUUAUUGCAGCAAAAUAUGCUAGAGAAAAUAAUGUACCAUUUCUUGGCAUAUGCCUGGGCAUGCAAAUAGCUGUUAUUGAGUAUGCACGUUCCAUUCUCAAGUUGCAGAAUGCAAAUAGCACUGAGUUUGACCCAGACACAAAAAAUCCAUGUGUUAUUUUUAUGCCAGAGGGUUCAAAAACUCAUAUGGGUGGGACAAUGCGACUUGGAUCCCGGAGUACUUUCUUUCAUGUUCUGGACUGUAAAUCUGCAAAGCUGUAUGGCAACGUCAGGUACAUUGAUGAGCGACAUCGACACAGAUAUGAGGUUAAUCCUGGCAUGAUUUUGGAACUUGAAAAUGCUGGUCUUACAUUUGUUGGUAAGGACGAAACAGGCAGACGCAUGGAGAUUCUUGAGCUGCUUACUCAUCCAUAUUUUGUGGGAGUGCAAUUUCAUCCAGAGUACAAGUCAAGACCAGGAAAACCUUCUGCUCCCUUUUUAGGGCUCGUUGCAGCCUCAUGUGGCCAGUUGGGAAGGCUGCUGCAAAGCCUCAGCCACUCUGACAUGCGAACUCAUAAAGAUCUCUCCAUCAAUGGAGCUCCCAAGCUGAAUCCAUACCAAAACGGGGACAACAACAAACGUGCAUAUGGCUUAUACUCCAAUGGCGAUGGGGUGCAUGCCUAACAAUGGAUGCUGUUUUGUGUCUAAAGAAUAUAAGGUUUCUUCCCUUUGGUCUGUAUAGUUAUGCAUUACUUCAAGUUCAGAUAUAAUGGUUGUGUGCCCGUCCAAAGUUUUGAUGGAAGCAGCCUGUUUUACUUUAAUAUAGCUUUGAUAGGAUCUCCAAGUGACAAUAUCUGCUUCUUUGUAGAUGGAAAACUUGUGUCGUCUGCUCAAUGCCUGUAGGUUGCAGAUCUACAGGCUAGAAAUGUUAAAUCCUUUUAAACCCUGAAACAACAUAUGAUUUGGGAUCA